CAAACUCGCGAUGCUUGACGCUCUCAUGAAAUUCUACCUUAAUUCAUUUCUUCUUAUUCACGUUUUUCAUUUUUGACGACUCCGAUUUUUCAUUCGUUUGCCGAACCAGAGAGCGAGCGGACCGUAGCAAGUUUCUUAGAUUUCAGUCGGCUUUUUUACUGCAAAAUCAACAUGUCUGGACUACAACCUCAACAACCAGCCCCUGUUUUCAAGGGAACUGCCGUCGUUAACGGAGAAUUCAAGGAUAUUAGCUUGGAGGACUACAAAGGAAAAUAUGUAGUAUUUUUCUUCUACCCUCUGGAUUUUACUUUCGUCUGUCCAACUGAAAUCGUUGCUUUCUCAGACAGGAUUGAAGAAUUCAAGAAAAUUAACACCGUAGUUGUGGGAUGCUCGACCGACUCUCAUUUCUCCCACUUGGCCUGGAUUCAGACGCCCCGCAAAUCUGGCGGUCUUGGAGACAUGAAAAUUCCUCUGUUAGCCGACAAAAAUCUUUCCAUUGCUAAAGCCUAUGGUGUAUUGCACGAGGCCAGUGGUGUCGCAUUCCGCGGUUUAUUUAUCAUUGACGGAAAUGGAAUUAUUCGUCAAAUGACCAUAAACGAUCUGCCCGUCGGACGUUCGGUAGACGAGACCCUCCGUCUGGUUCAAGCUUUCCAAUUCACCGAUGAACACGGCGAAGUAUGCCCGGCCGGCUGGACUCCCGGCAAGAAAACCAUUAAGCCUUCAACAGAGGAAAGCAAAGAUUAUUUCAAAGAGCAGUAAAUCGGAGCACCAUUGCUCGCCGAAAUACAUAAACUUAAGUUUAAUUUAAAUAUUAAGGAUUAAUUCUUCAUAUCCGAAUCAUAAAGUAGCGAUUCAUAAAUCAUACUCUUGUAAAAGUUGAUUUUUGUUCAUUCGCAAAACUGAGGUUAAAUUUUUUUGUUCUUUGAAGUUUAUAUGUUCGAAACUAAACACAGUGUGAUAGAUGGUCCCCUAGUAGACAGGUUAGAAUUAAGAAUCAAAUGUUGUGUCCAUUAUUCUUUAUUUAAAAGUAAUUUUCUCAUUUAGAUUACAAUACUAUGUCAAGUUAGUUAUCACUGUUUUGUUUAUUUCCACUAAAAUGUAUGAAUAUUGUUGUUAAGUAAACUUUUGUGUUGGAAUAAACCAAAUAUUUAAAAGAAA
This is a messenger RNA of Anthonomus grandis grandis, 1158 nucleotides long. RefSeq names its product peroxiredoxin-1-like. Lineage: Eukaryota; Metazoa; Arthropoda; Insecta; Coleoptera; Curculionidae. Gene Ontology annotation, biological process: cellular response to stress; hydrogen peroxide catabolic process; cell redox homeostasis. Gene Ontology annotation, molecular function: thioredoxin peroxidase activity. Bases 172 to 759 code for a protein of 195 amino acids. Gene Ontology annotation, cellular component: cytosol. The transcript has 5 exons. The record is from RefSeq and is a predicted model, not a curated record.